CGCCAGUCUUCCACUGACCGGCAUCGCGUCCGCACCACGCACAACAGCGAGCCAAAAAAACUAAAGACGAGAACAACGCUAACAAAUAUUGUAGUUUCGUGUAAUCCGAAUUGUGCCGACUGUCGAAUAACACACAAAAUCGAAAGCGCAUUUUGUUAUUAUUGGCCAAGGAUAAAACGUCACGACAAAAUUGAAUUCGAUUGAACCAGCGUUUUACCGUUCACCGUUCAUCUUUUCAUUUGUGAGCGCAAAUAUUAAAACAAAACCAACAAGUCAAGUGGCCAAGGCAAUUGACUCAUCAUUUCAUUGAUUGCGACUUGUGGUUCAAGAUUACGAGCCCGUCACGUUAAUACACUCCACUCAAUCAGCAAUGGCUCAGCAAGACCGGAUGAUGACCACAUACCUGAGAUCAGCCAUCACGGCAAUGAUUCUACUCCUUCUCACCUACCCAUCGCUGCUAACAGGGACGUCUUCGGGACUUGUUAUGGUGGCUGAUACCUCGGCAGGAACAACUUGCACUUUUACGUCGAGGAAUUAUGCGGUCGGUGAUGUCUGGUAUCCGCGACUGGGUCAACGAGGAGCCCUUCAUUGCGUCGCUUGCAUUUGCCAAGAGGGUGGUAAAAUCAACUGCACCAUCCACGAAUGCGGUGGAGAGGAGUGCACCUCGCCGGAUUCUGCCGCCACUAACGAAUGCUGCAUUCACUGCGCAAAAGAGGCAAAAUCUUCGACUUUGAUGGCCGCAUCAACACGUCCUGCCUCUCUCUAUCCGGAUGAAGUACCAGUCUCUUCGUUUUCCUCUUCGGAUCUGAGUGGCAGUUCGACGUCACCCGGCGUCACCUGCUUGCACAAUGGCAACGUUUACCGUCACAAGGAGCGUUUCACGUCGACCAGCAUCGGCCUCAAACCGGAACAUCCCAACCAAUGCGUUCAAUGCUCCUGCGAGGGCGGAAUGGUGAUGUGCCAACUCAAAGAUUGCCCUAAAGCCGACUGUGAAAAGCCGAUCCGGACCAAAGACGAUUGCUGCCCUGUCUGUCCAGAUCCAGCUGGUAGAGUGGACGAAAUGGACAAUUCCCCCGUUAUUAUUCAACAGCAGACGGAUGGAGCAAGCGGGAAAAUGGAAGAUUGUAUCUCCGGUGGCCGGUAUUACCUUCACGGGACGACUUGGCAUCCGGUAAUGGGCCCGUUCGGGCCAAUGGACUGCGUCAAUUGCAAAUGCAAAUCUGGUAGGAUCGAGUGCCAACGUCUGGAAUGUCCCAGCCGGCCGGCACUCAACUGCGAAAGACCAGUCAAAGUGGCCGGCCGCUGCUGCCCGGUCUGUCCGCUCAUUGAAGGAGACAUUCAAGGCCCCGUGACGCCUUUGCUCUCGUCUUCGCCCAUCACUGGGACGCGGUCCAACAUUCAAGGAACAUCUGGAAUUGACAGUAGCAGCAAAAUCAGGACAUCUAAUCGACCUUUGCUGCCCAGUUCCUCGUCUUCGCUCAUCAAGUCCUCCACCCAUCAUGCCAACUUUACGCUGUGCUUGCCCAAAGAAUACGACGUCGUUGUCUACCGCGCACAAGGAGGCGGCAAUGCUUCUGAUUUCAUUCAGUACAUCUUCCAGCAAGUGGUCAACGGCUAUGCCAUUGAACACCAUCUAUGGAUGCUACAGCCCACGGUGACAACUUACAAAGUCCAAGAUCUGACCAAGGACCAGUCUGAGGCUCUACGUCAACGUUUUCGCUUCGUCCUUCUUGGUGCCACAGCAAAAAAACAUGUCAAACGAUUCACCAAGCGCGAGAAGAAAUUGAAACCAAAGUGUUUGCCGAACUCCGGUUGCCCGAAGAAGAUCCGCCGUCUUGAAAGAAACCUCGUUCUCCAGGAAGUUACCAGCCGCAGAGCGUGUUUACCAAUCGAAGUGGAAGCCAACACUCGCUGAACUCAAAUAUUUUAACCCGUCCCUGCUUGCGACUCGUCUGAGCCGCACCUUUUAAAUUAUCAGUCCUACAUCCAACGACGAAUUAUUUCAACUGAAAUGCAAACUACAUAGACCCUCUUGACAUUUACUCUCGGUGGCUCGGGUCUAAGCAGACGUGGUGUACGGUACUCGGUCGCGGGAACAAUACCCGAUAUGAUUCCGUGGAAACAUAAAACUGAAACAUAUGCUUUUCUUCGCAUUAUCGCCGACGAAUUCCAUGUAAUCCUCUGAUAGUUCUCCAUCGAUUUGGAGCACUUUGUAUUGAUGUAAGAAAAAGAGGCUACCUAGUGAUGAACGCAGUUUAUGAAAAGGGCAAAUAAGUAGGCCAUCUUUUACACCUGUUAUGUUACGUACCUUGAUUUUAUUGAUUUAAGUAACCGACGCCUAAAAGAAGCAGAUGUUUUUUUUUUCCAACUUUGUCCAAACAUACAACUCAGCAUUUAAGAGAGAAGAAUACUCCGUUCUCGCAUCAUUGUCCCAAAUGAUGUCAGGUUUACAAAAAUUAUGGCCACUACGUUUUUGACACUUCUUUCCUCAUCGUUUCAUCCAGUGUUGUAUUUAAAAACGAGAAACACGAAGCUAAUUUAAAAACCUAUAUAAAUGUAUCCGAUUUCCAUGUAAAUCAGUCACUAGUAUACAGUGAUCAAUCAUUGCAGAAAGAUCCAAGCCGGAAGCUUGGCCGCAAAAAUCAACAAAGCCGAAUUGCAGGUCCACCUUUUAAAGUUCUGAAAGCAACCUGUUCGCAGUGAGUGCAAACGUGUGUCUCCAAUAGCUAAAUGCGUGAAUGCUGACGGCACGAACGUCAUACGUGUGGCUCAAUAUCCCUCAUUUCACGCUUGUCCUUGAGCGAGUGUUCCGCCUGUAAAGGAAUGCCGACAACUCACGUGAGUGUCGUAGCACGCCGAGGAAGACUUGAAAAUGGGAACGAUACAAAAAUCCUGUCAAUUCCCCAUGAAUGUUGUCUGUAGAAUCAAAUCCUUUGUCGCUGGCCGAUGUAGACCCGGAUUAUUUAACUUCGCUGGUCUUCCGCAUAUAUCCAUCACGCAUUCAUUAUUCCUUUUGUUUUCGUGAGAUUUCAUCCUUGUCCGUGAAGGUUUGGUGAUGAUACUCGAUUGUUUAUUGGUCGUUGAUUAGAUACAUUGCUUAAGCUAUGCAUUGUGAAUUGCGACAUCCGGCCAAUGGUCUAUGUGCUAACAAUAUGUUGCUAAGUUUGUUUUAACUAGAGACUCAAUUUCUUUAUACCAAGUCAUAA
Molecule: messenger RNA, 3206 nt
Organism: Daphnia carinata
Lineage: Eukaryota; Metazoa; Arthropoda; Branchiopoda; Diplostraca; Daphniidae
Exons: 11
Coding region: 371-1915 (514 amino acids)
Molecular function (GO): protein binding
Source: RefSeq, a predicted model, not a curated record